CCCACCGCGAGCGGAAAAUAAAAACUGAUUUAGUCCCAAAGUCCGCUCGAAAGCUUAUCCCUUUCUUUAACUUCUUCGACCAUGGCCAAUCUUGGACACAGACGACGCUCCUCGUCCGUGGCUCCCUUGCCGGUACCACCCUCACCGCAGCAUACCAAUCUACCUGUUCCCCGCCAUCACCGGGACUCGCAGAUCAGCCUGUCAUCGAGUGCUCCAUCCGUUGGAUCGCUACUGAUGGCGGGCGUGAAUUUAGACGCUCGUCGCUUAUCGCAACCCAAUAUUAGCUUAUCGCAACUUACCACAACCCUUACUAUUGAAUUUGACGGUGGAACGCAUGUCAUUGUACGCCCCAAUCGAGUCAUUCGAGGCAAAGUCGUUUUGGAUGCUGUGGAACCAAUGAAUGUGAGCAGGAUCAAAAUCAAGUUUCGAGCAGAAGAGACAGCAACGGUAAAAGUGGAAGAGGGCGGAGGAGAAGGCAAAGGCGAAUGGAUCCAUCAAGUCAUUACGACAUUUUUCACCACAGAAUUCCGACUAUUUGGCGCCGAAAAUUGCGCGUACUCUCAGUGUGCAUGGGAGGAGCUAGGUCCCGGUCACUACGAAUUUCCAUUUGCAUUAAAGUUCCCGAAUAUAAAUUAUCCACCAUCGAUGGAAGAGCCACCGGGGUUCGGUAUACGAUACAUCUGGACAGCUCAAGCAGAAGGUCCGGCUUUGCAGUCUGGUUUGAAGAGUAGAGAGUACAUCACACCGUAUCGUCCCAUUAUUAUAUCGACGACAGACAAGGAAUGGAAUUACAAAACCACUCUAGUUCGUGACAAGAAGCAAGCGCUUGCAGAAGUGCGAUGCAAAGUGAAUAAGCAAUCUUAUUGUCCAGAUGAACCAUUCAGUAUGCAACUGAACAUCGCCAUGUUACACAGUGAUGCGAAAAUUUCUGGCAUCAGUUUCCAGUUCCGAAAACAUCAUGAAGGCAAAAUGCUCGUUCAACAAGGUACUGCUUUUCGCGAGUAUGUUCGCAACGUGAUUCAAGGUACAGUUCCCAUUACUACGGGUGAAUCAGGGACUAUAAGCGAACCUGUGCAGUUCGAUAUACCAACACGGCUCGUUUCACCGUCAUUCGCUUCACGCCAUACCCGAAUUCAUUAUGAUGUUCAUUUCAAUAUCACCAUUGAGCUUGGUCACCUGUUCAAGACAACCCAUAUUGCCCAAUUUGCUAUUCCAGUAUCCAUUGCCAACCUUCCUCAUGAUCAAUUACUGCGCAUUACUGAGCUGACAUCGGUGCGAUCUUAUCGUGAUUCUCUCGAAUGCCCCAUAUUCUUUGACUCGAAUCUAGACGAACCACCUACUCCGCAGGGAUUACCCAACGAGAUCCUGGGUUCACUGUCAGCCGCUCUAAGGACGCCACCAAAUGCUGAAGAACCUCCCAGUUAUUUCAGCUUACCUUCUUUACCGCCGCAAUUUGAAGGACGAAAAGAACGUACCGAACGAACCGUCUAUUUAACACGUUCAGCCAAAGGCGCAUUCCAUGCCGCCGAACUUGGAGAUACGGUCAUUAUACCUGGAUUAUUUGAUGAAGACUGGUAAUCGCUCAUUUUUAUUUCGUUCCUUUGAACAAUCCAGCGCGGUCACUCUAUAUUCAGCAGAUCGUUUGUAUAAGAUAUUUCAUAAGAAUAAACUAGCCACAUAAAUUGCUACACCGAG
Radiomyces spectabilis is the source of this 1695-nucleotide messenger RNA. RefSeq lists its product as uncharacterized. NCBI's taxonomy places the organism in Eukaryota, Fungi, Mucoromycota, Mucoromycetes, Mucorales, Radiomycetaceae. The record is from RefSeq and is a predicted model, not a curated record. The transcript is spliced from 7 exons. Bases 82 to 1578 code for a protein of 498 amino acids. Gene Ontology annotation, cellular component: cytoplasm. Gene Ontology annotation, biological process: protein transport.